Molecule: messenger RNA, 2037 nt
Organism: Telopea speciosissima
Lineage: Eukaryota; Viridiplantae; Streptophyta; Magnoliopsida; Proteales; Proteaceae
Exons: 16
Biological process (GO): peptidoglycan biosynthetic process
Cellular component (GO): chloroplast
Molecular function (GO): D-alanine-D-alanine ligase activity; metal ion binding; ATP binding
Source: RefSeq, a predicted model, not a curated record
AUGGCAGCUGGCUUGAUGGUGAUGGAUGUGGAGCUGGAUGGGCACAAAGAUGUACGUGACGAUGAUAGCUAUGUUAUUUAGGGAAGUAGGUUGAACAAAUCUGAGUUAUCAAACUGGUUUGCAAGCAAUCAGUUGGACACUGAACUAGGAAAAGUUGUGGUCAAACCAGCAAGGGCAGGGUCAAGCAUUGGUGUUACUGUUGCAUACGGUGUUGAUGAUUCCCUUAAGAAAGCUAAUGAUAUUAUUUUAGAGGGAAUUGAUGAUAAAAUCCUUGUUGAAGUUUUUCUUGAAGGAGCAAGUGAAUUUACAGCAAUUGUCCUUGAUGUUGGUUCUGGCUUUGAUUGCCGUCCUGUGGUUUUCCUCCCAACUGAGGUGGAGCUUCAAUUCCUAGGCAGUGCUGAUGUUGGGGAGAAGGAUGCGAUUUUCAAUUACCGGAGGAAGUAUCUUCCAACACAACAGGUUACAUAUCACACUCCGCCUCGUUUCCCAACCGAUGUUAUUGAAUGUAUACGAAAAGGAGCAUCUCUGUUAUUUCAGCAGCUUGGCCUAUGUGACUUUGCUCGAAUAGAUGGUUGGUUUUUGCCUCCUUCUGUUCAUAUCUCUCCAUCUUUGGAGAUGGGUAAUAAGUUUGGACGGGCUGAAUCGGGUACAGUAGUUUUUACAGAUAUCAACCUGAUUAGUGGGAUGGAGCAGAACAGUUUUUUGUUUCAGCAAGCUUCUAAGGUUGGAUUUUCUCAUUCUAAUAUCCUCCAAACUAUUAUCCAACAUGCUUGCUUGCGGUUUCCUGGUCUUGCAUCAUACGGUAAUUCAUCAAGUGCAUUGCCUCGACAAUCAAAAUCCUCACAAUGUGCUGAAACACAACCCAGUCGCAAAGCUCGAAAAGUUUUCGUCAUUUUCGGAGGUGAAACCUCAGAGCGCCAAGUAUCUCUAAUGAGUGGAACAAAUGUUUGGCUCAACUUGCAAGCAUUUGAUGAUCUUGAAGUAACUCCAUGUUUGCUUGCCCCCAUAAAUGGAUAUUCAUCGAUUAUUAAUCAAGAUAAGAAGGAUAUUGAUUUCCUCUCCAAAACAGUAUGGUCAUUACCUUACUCUCUUGUACUACGGCACACUACAGAGGAAGUUCUUGCGGCAUGCAUGGAGGCACUUGAACCGGCUAGAGCUGCAUUAUCAUCAAAUUUACGGAACCAGGUGAUGAUUGACCUUAUGGAAGGCUUGAAAAAACAAAGUUGGUUUUCUGGGUUUGAUGUAGCCGAUGAUCCACCAUUGAAAUUUUCACUGGAGCAAUGGAUCAAGCUUGCUAAGGAGGUUGAAGCCACUGUAUUCAUUGCAGUACAUGGAGGUAUUGGUGAGGACGGAACACUACAAUCCUUAUUAGAGGCUGAAGGAGUUCCUUAUACAGGUCCAGGUGUUGAGGCUUCCAGAACUUGUAUGGACAAAGUUGCAACUUCUCUCGCUCUUAGCAAUCUAGCAAGGUUUGGAGUGCAUACCAUACCUAAGGAUGCCUGUAGCAAAGAGGAUCUGUUGAAUUCCCCCAUAACUGGUAUUUGGCAUCACUUGACCACUAAACUUCAAUGUGAAACAUUAUGCGUGAAACCGGCUCGGGAUGGGUGUUCAACUGGAGUUGCUAGAUUAUGCUGCGCUGAGGACCUUGCUGUUUACACAGAUGCAUUGAAGAAUUGCCUUUUGCGCCUUCCUUCUAAUAGUUUAUCAAAGGCACAUGGAAUUAUUGAGAUGCCAAACCCUCCUCCGGAGUUGUUACUCUUUGAACCUUUUAUUGAGACUGAUGAGAUAAUUGUUUCAUCCAAAUCAACAAAUGAAAAUGCACAUUGCCUAAUGUGGGAAGGACGUAGUAGAUGGGUUGAAGUGACUGUUGGUGUUGUGGGUAAAUGUGGAGAAAUGCACUCACUGAGUCCUAGUGUUACUGUCAAGGAAACUGGUGGCAUUUUAUCACUUGAGGAGAAAUUUCAAGGUGGAACCGGCAUCAAUCUGACUCCACCCCCAUCAUCAAUUGUUAGGUUUGUCUAGAAAGUCCUCAUUCAA